AUGCACACGGUCACACUACUGCCGAACGUAAACAAAUUUUGUUUUAUUUACGGAAAUUGAGGAAAUUAAAAGAAAUAAGUAAACUAUUGACAUGAGCGACACUGAGGAGCCCAAGCCAGAGAGUUCCUCGAAAAUAGUCUUCAAGAAAUCCGGCCGAAAGAACCUGCGACAGCGCAAGAAUUCAGAUGACGAGGAGAAGGAGGAACAGCUUACCCUAGAUGAAAUCAAGGAGCGCCAGCGACUGAGACAACGGCCCAAUGGCGUCAGCUUGGUUGGACUGGCCCUGGGCAAGAAAAUUGCGCCCGAGGAGGAGCUGGCCAUCAAGGAUCCGUUUAAUGUCAAGACCGGCGGACUGGUCAAUAUGCAGCAGCUAAAGUCCGGCAAGGUGAAGGAGGUGGAGGAUGCCUACGAUGUGGGCAUUGGCACACAGUUCUCGGCUGAGACCAACAAGAGGGACGAGGACGAGGAAAUGAUGAAGUACAUAGAGCAGGAGCUGCAAAAGCGCAAGGGUGGGGCCUCGGAGGCAGCAGACGAUGGUGAUGGCGAUGUAAACAAGUACCUGACCCCUGAGGACGCGGCACUGUACGCCCUGCCCGACCACCUGAGGCAAUCUUCCUCGCACAGAUCCGAGGAGAUGUUGUCGAACCAAAUGCUCAACGGCAUUCCCGAGGUGGAUCUGGGCAUUCUGGCCAAGAUUCGGAAUAUAGAGGCCACGGAGGAUGCCAAGCAGAAGCUGCUGCAAGAUGCCAAGAACAAAAAGGACGGACCUUCGCAGUUUGUGCCCACCAACAUGGCGGUGAACUUUAUGCAGCACAACAGAUUCAACAUCGAGGAUAAUGGCGAUCAGAGGAGACGUAAAAGAGAGGAGCGCGAGGGCAACAAGUCUGCCCAGCAUCAAACCAAUCCAAAUGGUGUCAAGCGGGCAACAGAUGAUUACCAUUAUGACAAGUUUAGGAAGCAAUUUCGCAGAUAUUAAAAGCUACCACAAUAAAAAGUACUUUUUUGUUUAUAUAAGAAAUGAAU
Messenger RNA from Drosophila kikkawai, 1023 nucleotides. RefSeq names its product splicing factor C9orf78. Gene Ontology annotation, cellular component: spliceosomal complex. The record is from RefSeq and is a predicted model, not a curated record. NCBI's taxonomy places the organism in Eukaryota, Metazoa, Arthropoda, Insecta, Diptera, Drosophilidae. Gene Ontology annotation, biological process: mRNA splicing, via spliceosome.